Caenorhabditis auriculariae is the source of this 3845-nucleotide messenger RNA. The record is from the annotation of a GenBank genome assembly. Lineage: Eukaryota; Metazoa; Nematoda; Chromadorea; Rhabditida; Rhabditidae.
AUGACGAUGCGAUCGCGCACCCAUUUAUGGGUCAACCGACGUCGCACUUCUUUCAAAAUUUGAUUUACAUGAAAUACUUUGAAAAAAAAAACAUUUACUAUAUAUUAGUAGUAGGGAUAAAAAAAUUAAAUAAUGAACGGGAAAAACUUAACGAAUUAUUAUCUAUUUUUUUAAAAAAAGAUGAAAAAUUACAAGUGAAAUGCCGGUGCAUAAUCACUGAAACGCAAGUCGGUUAUUUAGGGAAAAACUUUCAGAAAAGUAUGUCAGAAAACUCUCUCCAUAAUAUUCCAUUUGAACGCAAUCAGUGACGGCUAAUGCGUUCCUUCAAAACCUGAUUCUGAUCUUGAUCGAAGUUACACGUGUCACCAAAGACAUUGUUAGAAAACUCAGCUUGUCAAGGUGGAAUAAAAAUUUUGAAAAAUUCUAAAACAAACGAACACAGAAAACUUUGUUUCUUUUUUUUUGUUUGCAAAAAUAAAGAAAAAUGAGCGCAAGUUAUAAGAAAAAAAGAUUUUUCAAUUUUUUUAGAAAAAAACUGAAUGAGAUUUUCACUGGAAAAAGUUCUUCAAGACAUAACUUCACUAUAUACGUAACACAAUGAAGAGAAAAAAAUUCGUAAUGAAAAUGAAAAAAGUGAAAAAAAUAUAACUCGAAAAAUAUUGGAAUUUUCCAUGAAAGGGAAAAAACCGGUUUUGCGAAAUGCGCCCCAUUGCACUCUUGGAGAAUUUACAAAAAAAAAAUGUUUUUUUUAAGUCUUCGUGUUAUCCUUUUUCCGAAUUUCAUCUUCAUUUUUCAUUGUUAUGCCAAAAAAUACAGAGAUUUCAGAAAAUCUGAUGAUAUCUUUCGAAGACUUUCUCCUGAGACCCUCGAGAGUGAUAGAUCCUUUUAACCGUUUUGUUGGGCGAAUAAAUCCAUUCGUUGUAUGUGUCGAGUUUUGUCAAGUCAUUGGUCCACGGCCGCUGACGAUCGUAUCGUCGGAUCCAAACAAUGAGCGUGCGGUUUGUGGUUUUUAAUCGAAAUUAUUCGAGUUAUUUAGUGCCAGGAGUCGACAUCAACUCCUUGGCCGUGUGGCUGAUGAGUUCUGAAACUGCGCCAACAACGGUAGUUGUUCUAGAUAACAACCAAACUGGUAUCUCUGCUAUCGCUUACUAUUUCACCAUUUAUGACAUUCGAGCUCGUGCAUUUCAGGUAUUUUUUUCACAAUUUACUAUUUUCCACCUCUUGAUCGUCAAAGGGAUAUGCUUGAAUCGGAAUUUAUCAAUCUUGUACAUGAUUUUUGAAGUUUAUUUUUACAAGAAUUUUUUUGAAGAUGUUUCAAUUUCUUGAAUGUUUCUUCGCCUUAUAAUAAGUGAGGUCAUUUCACUUUAUGCGAUGGAGUUUUUUGAAGUUUGAAGAAAAUACUCUCCGACGUACUGGAUAAUUCUGAAAUAUAUCUUCUCUGAAAUUAAGACGUUCGUUCUAGAAAGAAAUAUAGAAAGUUUUGCAAACGAAAACUUCAAGGAUCUUGAUUGCGUUCAUCAAAGAAAAAAUUUUUUGGGCGGAUUCAGAAAACUUCCAACCUCUAAAUGAGAUAAAUUUUCCUGUCAGAGUUUUGAUGACAUUCAAAAAUACAAGCUCUUUUCUUUUUUUAGAGACCACUGUGCGUGGCUUUUCUGAGUUCGGAUCGUCCUACGAAAGAUCAUUUGCGAGCUUUCGAAGAGAACGUCAUCAAUUGCUUGGCUCCCGUCAUUUCUUGCAACCGUCGGUUCUUUUUGAGAAGUGUGGCGGACAUUGUGAAACUUUCGGAUAGCAUGGGUAUGAAAAUUUUAUCUGGUUUUAAACAUUUAAAUUUCAGACCUCUCGACAAUCCAACAGUAUUAUACGCUUAACAGCGAUGGAACCAAAGUCCCAGAUAUGAACAGAUUAACAAACGUUUUGGAACAGACGCGAAUACUGAAAAGCCGCGUUUUAGCUGUUGACGACUCCGAGUUCAACCGCCAAUGGCCUCGUUAGUUUUUUUUUUGUUCAGUUUCAAGGUUUUCCAAAACUUUGUUAAGAGAGCAAGUGCGUUGGUCACGAAGUGGAGAACUUGGAGGACGCCGAGGAGAUUUUGAGAUCUUUUCGAAGCGCUUCUGUCCCUCUUCAACCUGUAGAAACUCUCGCUCCUUGUGUUUGUGCAGAGCAAUUGUUUCCACUAGUUCAGUCUCUUUUUUAGGCUUUCGUUGAUUUCAAAGAAUCUUUGCGGACAAUUCUGACGGCGUGCACGAAAUUGGGCCAAAGAAGCGGUGUUCUAUUCUCUUCGGGCACACCUAUAAUGAAGCUUCCCAGAACUGAGACAUCUCUGCAGAAUUACGCAGAGAAAAGGUUUCUUGUCCGUUUUUUUUUCCUCCAAACAUACAUUUUUUCAGUCAAGAAGAAAACAAUAAAAGCAACGAUGAAACGCUCCGUUUGAUGACAACUCACCUAGCUGAUGUAAUUACUUAGUUUUGUGUUCUGUCGGAAUCGAUGGUCCCGAGUCAAUAAUUGUUGGUUGAAGAUCAUCUACCCGAUAUUGUGCGGCGACGACUUGGUAGUGUGCGGCAGCGAGCAAAGAAAGAAAACCGUGAUGGACGUGGUCGAAAAACUUUGUAACAUUGCCCCUGCCGUCAGUGGAAAUCUGGAAAAAGCUCGCUGGCUCACGGAUCGACUUUGGUAUUUUUUUCUUUUUUAGACAGUAUAACUUUUUCAAGCUCGGCUGCUUUUGGAGGACACCUGAUAGAAUGGGUUUUGAAAAGUUUAAAAAAUAAUCCGAGGUCAAAAAUAUGUUGGGUUUUUUACUUUUGACUUCAUCUAAAAAAGUGGGAAAAAUCUCUAAUAUAUAAAAAAAAAUUCCGACGGUUUGUACAUAAUUAAAAAACAACUGAAUUCUCCUUGACACAAAUACUAAAAAUGCACAAAUUUUUUCAUCGAAAACUAAAAUUGUUGCAACUGUUCUAUUAAAAACAGAAAACAAUCAAUUCGGUUCUUACUGUCAGUAAUUGCAAUUUGCAAAAGUUUUUGUCGGAGUGGUAGUCUUCAGGUUCAAAUCGAACUUUAUAAAGAGAAAAAAAUUAUUUUUCUAUCUAUAUACUCCAUUCAUUGAUGUUUCGUUACAAAAGUGCCAUGACACCUCUCUUUUCACGUAUUUUUUUUUUCAAGUCAAAUGUGAAUGUAGUAUAACAGUAGCUACUGCAUAUUUACUACCUGUGCGAUAUAUCUUUCCAGUGCUGCUGACGGCGCGCCCCGCCCCGCUAGGUAGAUAAGUUAAAAUAAAGUUCAAGUGAGAAAAAUUCGCAUAGUAACGACUAAUAAAGAGUCUAUUGGUAGAAGGAAAUAAAAAUUCAUUUAUAUCAUUGAGUAACGUUGAAGAAAUCUUCUAACAGUGUGACCGCUUCGCGGGGCGGGGCGCCCCGGUCUGAUCAGCAGCUCUGUAUCUUUCUUUUGAUAGAUAUUUACAUUAAAGUGUCGAGAGAGGCGUCUUCGGGCUGAAGUGUGCAAAGGGCGACGCAGUGAAGUCGCUGCGAAACGUGGUCGACAUGAAUCGCUGCGUUCUGAAAGGCACAGGCUACGAUGGCUCUCUCUUGAUCGGGCUGACGAAGCGGAGACGAUUUCCCAGCGACCAAGCUCUUCUCGCCUUUCUCGCCGCCUACUUCACCGACCUCUGUUCCCUUGCCUACGUGGCGCGCAAUCUUCCUCACCAGAAACUCAACAACGAGCAUUUGUCAAAGUCCGACGAAAGAAUCAUACUCAGCUUCCUCGCUAAGUUAGACUUUAUCAAGUAUCACGCACUAAAAACUGAUUGUGACAUUGCAUGUAUUGAGAAACCAUGUAAAAUUGUAAACUUGUAA